GGAUAGAACCUGUAAGAUUGCGAGAGCAAAAUCACAUUUUCCUCUUACAAAACUUGCACAAACUCAGCCAUGGCUUCCCUCUCCUGUACUAACUCCAUGAAUCUCACCCCAAGAUCCUUUAAUUCUCGCCCUCCAUUCAAAUUGAGUUCCCAAUUUCUUGGUCUUCAAUCUAACCUCCGAUGGGUCUCACCCGUCGCCAUUGGACCCUCCAAUGGUUCUAGAGCAACGUGCUGGUUCAAUUUAAGGCAAAAUGCCGAAGGUGCAGGCAUUUAUGGUAGCCAGUCCCGAGAUGACUUCAACCGAGACGAUGUUGAGCAGUAUUUUAACUACAUGGGAAUGCUGGCUGUAGAGGGCACAUAUGACAAAAUGGAAGCUCUUUUGAGCCAAGACAUUCAUCCAGUGGACAUUUUGCUGAUGCUGGCUGCCUCAGAAGGGGACAAACCAAAACUUGAGGAGCUAUUGAGAGCUGGAGCUAAUUAUGAUGUGAAAGAUGUAGAUGGUCGAACUGCCAUUGAUAGGGCACCUAAUGAAGAAAUUAAGGAUUUUAUUCUUAAUUUGUCUGUUAAAAAUGCAUGAUUUGGUUGGGAGUGGCUCUGUUUUGAUAGGUUAGAAAGAGGUUUAAGAUUUGUAUUUUCACUGCCUUCUGAUGUUAAUCAUAUUGUAUUAAGAUCGAACACCUGUUUCCAUUAAUUAAGGAAUGGCUUGGAGAUGUAAAAUCUUGUUUAUAGA
This is a messenger RNA of Benincasa hispida (wax gourd), 729 nucleotides long. RefSeq names its product Ankyrin repeat family protein (gene GDC1). Gene Ontology annotation, cellular component: chloroplast envelope; chloroplast stroma. Lineage: Eukaryota; Viridiplantae; Streptophyta; Magnoliopsida; Cucurbitales; Cucurbitaceae. The record is from RefSeq and is a predicted model, not a curated record. Gene Ontology annotation, biological process: intracellular protein transport; granum assembly.